AUGACUCAGCCUCUCAACGAAUUUAUCUGUGCAGUUCGAAUUGCAGACAAUAUCGAACAAGAAAAAUUCAUUAUCAGGACUGAGCAAGCUCAGAUUCGUGCAUAUUUAAGGAAAUGUACUCCUGAAAUGAGACCAAGAAUCGUCUCCAAAAUUAUUUUCCUUGAUAUGCUAGGAGAAAACCCUGUUUGGGGACAGAUGGAAGCAAUUACAUUAAUGACCGAUGAUCGCUAUUCAUAUAAACGAGUAGGAUAUAUUGGCGCAGCAAUUUUAUUAGACGAAUCAGCUGAAUUAACAAUUCUUGUUACACAAACAUUAACAAAAGACCUUCAAAGUACAGAUCCAAAUAUUCAAUGCCUUUCUCUCGCUUUUAUUGCAAAUCUUGGUUCUCAAGAAUGCUGCAGAUCAGUUACAACCCACGUACAAAAGCUUCUUAGCAGUAUGAACCCAGCUGUACAGAAGGCUGCAGGAAUGGCUGCUUGCAGGAUUAUUUCAAAGAAUCCUGACUUGGCAGAAUCCUUUAAGAAUUCUGUUCAAUCACUUCUGAACUCAAGUUACCAUGGUGUCAUUUUGGCAGGUAUGAACUUGACAAUUCAGAUGAUGAGAGCUGAACCAAAAUUAGCUCAGAUCUGGCAUCAAUUUACGAUUCCAUUCACAAAAAUUUUGAAGAGCCUCGUUUAUACUCGCCCAUCUCCAGAAUUUGCUUCUGGAAUUUACAAUGAUCCAUUCAUGCAGAUCAAAGCAAUGCAAGCCCUUGCAAUGCUCAAGAAGGAGAACGAUGAACUCGAGACAAUCCUUCAAAGCAUCAUUUCUACAACAGAAUACAAACGAAAUACAGGCAGAGCUCUUUUAUAUCAGGCUGUUGAGACAGUCUGCGCUAUCACGAAGAAGGCUUCAUUACGUGGUCAUGGUUUCAACCAAAUUGGCCGUCUUCUCUCCUUGAAAAAUCCAAAUAUCUUAUAUUCCGCUUUGUCAGCUUACGCCAGAAUUCUUACCAACGAUCCACGUCUUAUAUCGAGAGGUGGCGCCGAUUCCAUGGCCAUCCAACGUUAUAAGAACGCGAUCGUCAAAUGCCUCGAUAACAAAGAUCCUUCAGUCCGCCGCAGAGCUCUUGACGUCAUCUCCGCUCUUAUUGAUGAAAAGAACGUCGAGACUCUCAUUCCAGAAAUUCUUGGAUUCGUCAAAUUAUCUGACAGCGAAUUCCGAGCAGAAUUAAUUUACAAGAUUUACACAGCCACUCAGAAAUUCGCUCCCAACCUCGAGUGGAACUUCGAUACAGUCCACAAGAUCCUCAUUGACUCCGGAAAUUAUGUCAACCCAGAUAUCAUUUCAUCUUUCUGCGAAUUGAUCACAAAGAACCCAUCAAUACACUCUCACGCUGUUUCUAAGCUUUCUGAGAGUAUUUUCCAUUACAACGAGAACCAAAGUUUGAUUCAAGUUUCAGCUUUCGUUAUUGGCGAAUUUUCAGAAGAUCCAAAGAUUGUCGAUGCAUUAGUUAAAGUCCUUGCUCUUCCACAGACUGUCACGGAGACAAAACUUUACUUAAUCACCGCGAUUUCGAAAUUAGCUGCCAGAUUCAACGACGUCAAGCAGUUAGUCAUAGAAACACUUACUGAUACAGUUAAGAGCAACACAUUGGAAGUACAACAGCGUUCUGGCGAAAUGUUGAAGAUGUUAAGUCUCGGACAAGUUGGCGAACAAUUGUUAGCUCCGAUUGCAAUUGGCCACGAUACAGAACUUGAUGAGAAAGCAGUUGCAAUCAAAGAGGGAACAGAGAACUCCAAAGCAGAUGAUGAAAUGCUUCUCAACAUUCUUGACACAGCUCCAUCACAACAACAACAACAAAAGCCACAACAAUCAGCUCUUGAUCUUCUUGGACUUGGAACUCCAUCAAAUCCACCUCCAACUAAUCCAACACCAUCAAAUCCAUUAGAUCUCCUUUCUCUUGCUCCUUCUCCAUCUCCACAACCUCAAAAACCAGUUCAACAGCCAGUACAACAACCAACUGCUCCACAACAGCCAGUUCAACAACAAGCUCCACAACAACCUCCUCUUCAGUUAGUGAUGCAGGAUGUUGCAAUCAGAGCAUUGACACAAGUGAAUAAGUCUGAUCCGAGACAGAUGAUGCUUAAAGUCACUGCCAUUUCUAAAUCAGACAAGACAUUCACUAACUUCCAGUUCCAAUUCCAAGCAUCACCUGCUUGCCAGAUCAAAGUUCAAGCACCAGAUGGAAACGUUGUUGGACCAAACAAACCUGUUUCAGUCAUUGUAUUCCACUUCAAUCCACAGAAUGUUCCAUUCGCUCUAAAUGUCAAGGUUUCAUAUUACUAUGGUGCAAUGCCAGUUACAGAUGCUGGCGUUCUUAAAUAUUAA
Molecule: messenger RNA, 2370 nt
Organism: Trichomonas vaginalis G3
Lineage: Eukaryota; Parabasalia; Trichomonadida; Trichomonadidae
Product: intracellular protein transport
Exons: 1
Coding region: 1-2370 (789 amino acids)
Biological process (GO): Golgi to vacuole transport; intracellular protein transport; receptor-mediated endocytosis
Cellular component (GO): Golgi apparatus; AP-1 adaptor complex; membrane coat
Molecular function (GO): clathrin-cargo adaptor activity
Source: RefSeq, a predicted model, not a curated record